GGUGCUGGAAGGCGGGGCCGGGGCGGGCGGCAGCGAGCGGAGCGCGGAGGCACGGCACGGCAUGGCGGCUAACACAGGCGGCAGCGGCAGCGGCGGCGGCGGGACGGCGGCGGCGCCGGCAGCGACGGGGGAGCCAGCGCACGCCGUGUCGCUGCUGCGGGGGCUGAGCGCGCUGCGAGCCGAGAGGAGCCUCCUGGACGUGACGGUAGUGGCGGGCGGCCGGGAGUUCGGGGCGCACCGCGCCGUGCUGGCCGCCGCCUCCGGCUACUUCCGCGCCAUGUUCGGCGGGGCGCUGCGGGAGGCGCGGGCCGAGCGGGUGCGGCUACACGGUGUGGAACCCGAGUGCCUGGCACGGCUCCUCGACUUCGCCUACACCGGCCGCGUGGGGGGACUGGGCCCCGACAUCGCCGAGCGCCUGCUGCGUGCUGCCGACCUGCUGCAGUUCCCCGCCGUGAAGGACGCCUGCGGUGCCUGGCUGGCACGCCAGCUGGAGCCUGCCAACGCCUUGGACAUGCAGGACUUUGCCGAGGCCUUCGCCUGCCCGGCGCUGGCAGCCGCUGCCCACCGCUUUGUGCUGCGGCACGUGGGCGAGCUGGGCGCCCAGCUGGAGCGGCUGCCGCUGCCGCGCCUCAUCUCCUACCUGCGGGACGACGGGCUCUGCGUGCCCAAGGAGGAGGCUGCCUUCCAGCUGGCACUGCGCUGGGUGCGUGCUGACCCUGCCACCCGUGCCCCGCUGCUGCCCCAGCUCCUGGCCCAUGUCCGCCUGCCCUUUGUCCGCCGCUUCUACCUGCUGGCCCACGUGGAGAGCGAGCCGCUGGUGGCCCGCUGCCCGCCCUGCUUGCGCCUCCUGCGUGAGGCCCGGGACUUCCAGGCCGCCCGCCUCGACCGCCACGACCGGGGACCCUGCGCCCGCAUGCGGCCCCGACCCUCCACUGGCCUGGCCGAGAUCCUUGUCGUCGUGGGUGGCUGCGACCGUGACUGCGACGAGCUCGUCACCGUCGACUGCUACAACCCACGCACCGGCCACUGGCGCUACCUGGCCGAGUUCCCUGAGCACCUUGGCGGGGGCUACAGCGUCGCAGCGCUGGGCAACGACAUCUACGUCACUGGCGGGUCGGACGGGUCGAGGCUCUACGACUGUGUCUGGAGGUACAACUCCAGCGUGAACGAGUGGACGGAGGUGUCCCCCAUGCUGAAAGCCAGGGAGUACCACAGCUCCACGGUGCUGGAUGGGCUGCUCUACGUCAUCGCCUCUGACAGCACCGAGCGCUACGACCACUCUCUGGACAGCUGGGAGGCCUUGCAGCCCAUGCUCUACCCCAUGGACAACUGCUCCACUACCUCCUGCCGUGGCAAGCUCUUUGCCAUCGGCUCCCUGGCUGGCAAGGAGUCCAUGGUCAUGCAGUGCUACGAUCCCGACAGUGACCUCUGGUCCCUCGUGAACUGCGGCCACCUGCCUCCCUGGUCCUUUGCCCCGAAGACUGUCACGCUCAAUGGCCUCAUGUACUUCAUAAGGGAUGACUCGGCUGAGGUGGAUGUUUACAAUCCAGCCAAGAACGAGUGGGAUAAAAUCCCGGCCAUGCUUCAGGUGCACGUCGGGGGCAGCGUGGCUGUGCUGGGCGGGAAGCUUUACGUCUCUGGGGGCUAUGACAACACCUUUGAGCUCUCGGAUGUGCUGGAAGCCUACGACCCUGAGACGCGGGCCUGGAGCAUCGUGGGCAGGCUCCCUGAGCCCAUCUUCUGGCAUGGCAGCGUCAGCAUCUUCCGUCAGUUCAUGCCAGAAACCACACAGGAGGAGGACGGCAUCACACUGGACAACACCAUCAGCCUGAGCAGGCAGGACCAGAGCCUCCACGACCAGAACCUCAACGAGCUGCGUUAGCAGCCCCAGCGCCAGGUCGCUGCCCAGAGCCAGCACUGCUUUGAGAGGGCAGAGGCCAGCCAGAGCUGGGAACUGUUCUGAUCACAGAGGGUGUAAACUCCCAGCCUUUGUGGUGCUGCUACAGAGCUGCAGCCAGCAAGGCCUCUGCUGUGGGGUCCCUCAGCACCAUGCUGCCACUUGGGAGACCCCCUGAGGUGGGCUUUGGUGGAAGCCAGGGCCUCAGACAUCCCCACAGCACCACAGCUCGCAGCCCUCAGUUGGGCACCUUUCCCUGGGGCUUCUUCACCCCGCAGCGCUUUGCUUGCCACCAAACUCGCUUCUUGUUUGGAUGGGGUCUGUCUGCUGGGGUGAUGGUCUGGACCUCACCUCCCUUCUAUGCCUUGGAGGAAGGCAGACCUCCUAUGCAUGGUUUGAGGGAGAAUGGCCUUCCAGAGAGCUGAAGGUCUGUUGGGGUGGAAGAGCAGAUUUCCUGUGGCAGGAAUCUCGCUGAGGCUGGAUUCUGCAGCUUCACCUUUCCCUUUGAACCUCAGCUCUUCCUCUGUUCUGGUGGUGUUUUAAGCUGCAGCAUUUGAACUUCUGCAGGUAUUUCUUUUCCAGCCCUCUCCAGCAGAGCGCUUCUCAUUCUAAGAAGAAAUACCCUAAUUUAUCUUUCCAUCAUGUUCUCACAGCUUGAUUGUUUCCAUUUUUGAUCUCUCUGGCUGCUGCCUCCUUUGAGGGGAAGUGAGAAGUGAGUCCCGUUCUCACCUGGCUCAAGGAGCUGCUCCUGGGGCUGGCAGCUGCAGAUGGGACUGGCAGGGCCCAACCAGCCAGAAAAAGCUGCUGGGGCUGUUUGCUGUUGGCUUUCCUGUGCUGAGGUCUCAGACAGGGAGCUGGGCUGGACCGUGGGCCCCCACGAGGUUCUGAGUGAGUUAAGCCAGCAUCGGCAAAGCCUUCUGGGGAAGGGGAAAUUCCUUGAGGCUGGUGGGGUUGCUGGUGUGUGCUGGCACUUCAGUGUGGAACCUAUUGAACUCCGGCAAAGACCUUCCUGUCCCCAAGGUACAGGAGCCCUUAGGACUUGGCUGACUGUAAAAUGCUGCUGUUUUGGUGAAGAUGUAGGAGUUUAAACCAGAGUGCUACAGAUUGAAGAUAGCUGUUCUAGGGCUGUUCUCCUUUUUGUUUGAAGUUUGCUCCUUUUUUGUUUGGUGUAAGGUUUGCCUUUGUACUCGCCCAAGUGACCUGGCACGCUGGGCUGCCUUUGCUCUGCCUGCCUUGGCUGAGGGGCUGCAGCCUGCCCUGGGAACGUUUCCUCAGCAUGCGAGCAGCUGCACUACGGGCACGGCUCGCCCAAAGCCCAGCAUCGCCCUUCAGCGAGAGCAGCUGCAGGAGCAUCUGAUCUGUGCUGGAGCUGACCCCGGAGCCGGGAGGCCCCUCCAGGUCCCUCUGCUGCUGUCAGCGACGCCUUCUGCUCGCCUGCCAGCCAGUGCCGGCAGGGCCCCGUUCUCAGCAGCCUCCUCACAGCUUUAAGAGCCUGGUUUGCCUUGCAUGCAAUUUGAUGCUGCAGGACUGGGGCAGGCUGCUUGCAAUGCUCUGGAACUGUUGACAGUGCCUUGAACCUGCCGCAGACCAUCCCGGCGCGGGGGUUGGGGGGUACCGCUCGGUGCAGCCUCUCCGGCUGUGGUGCGGCGAGGCCGAGAUGGUGCCGCAGCCCCGCAGGCUUCUGCUGAGCUCUCACUAGCGCUUGUUGCCUGCUGCCUGCCGCCCCCGCCCCGCCGAGCCCCCGCACAUCCCUAUUUAUUUUUUGUAACGUUGUGUCGGAACGUUGGGGUGCAGCUGGAGCCCUCGGAAGCAGAGGCAGCUGGCACGUACGGACAAGGGAUUUUUAUUCUCAUGGGCUGUUGUUAAACUGACUUGCAGCAGUCAAGUUAAAUAAAAGGUUAUGUAAA
Molecule: messenger RNA, 3804 nt
Organism: Pogoniulus pusillus (Red-fronted tinkerbird)
Lineage: Eukaryota; Metazoa; Chordata; Aves; Piciformes; Lybiidae
Gene: KLHL21
Product: kelch like family member 21
Exons: 5
Coding region: 62-1882 (606 amino acids)
Molecular function (GO): protein binding
Source: RefSeq, a predicted model, not a curated record